AUGUUGUCUCGUGGAUUCAAGGAUCAAAUUUACGAUAUUUUCCAACAAUUACCACCCGAUAUUCAAGUUGUACUAUUGUCAGCUACUAUACCUGAUGACGUCAUGGAAGUCACAACUAAAUUCAUGAGAGACCCAAUCAAAAUUUUGGUUCAAAAGGAAGAACUUACUUUGGAAGGUAUCAAACAAUUUUACGUUGCUGUGGAACUUGAGGAAUGGAAAUUGGAAACGUUAUGUGAUCUAUACGAAACGUUAACUAUUACUCAAGCUGUAAUCUUCGUAAAUACAAGACGCAAGGUGGAAUGGCUUACUCAAAGAUUACACGAAAGAGAUUUCACAGUCUCAGCUAUGCAUGGCGAUAUGGACCAAAAAGAGCGUGAUGUCAUCAUGCGUGAAUUUCGAUCUGGCUCCAGUCGCGUUCUUAUAACUACCGAUUUAUUGGCUCGAGGAAUCGAUGUACAGCAGGUAUCAUUGGUUAUUAACUACGAUAUUCCUACUAAUCGUGAAAAUUACAUUCACAGAAUUGGCCGAAGUGGCCGUUUUGGCCGUAAGGGCGUAGCCAUUAAUUUUCUGACGAACGAUGAUGUAAGAUUGCUGAAAGACAUCGAACAGUACUAUAAUACGCAAAUCGAAGAAAUGCCUAUGAAUGUUGCUGAUUUGAUUUAAAAAGUCAUAAAUCGUGAUAAUGUGUUAAGCCAUGAAGUAAGGAGCAAGAGAUGUUGGUAGAAUUUGUAUUAACAAUGCUACCAAAUUAAAUGCACAGGUUAAUAUUUGAAUUUCACGUUAAGAAGAGUAGUAUAAUACUUUCUUAAUAACGUUUAAGCUAUUACACUACGAGUUGUUUGAACGUGGC
This is a messenger RNA of Trichoplax adhaerens, 850 nucleotides long. RefSeq lists its product as uncharacterized. The transcript is spliced from 5 exons. Gene Ontology annotation, molecular function: RNA helicase activity; RNA binding. The coding region runs from base 1 to 663 and encodes 220 amino acids. The record is from RefSeq and is a predicted model, not a curated record. NCBI's taxonomy places the organism in Eukaryota, Metazoa, Placozoa, Uniplacotomia, Trichoplacea, Trichoplacidae.